Messenger RNA from Plenodomus lingam JN3, 534 nucleotides. RefSeq lists its product as uncharacterized. The record is from RefSeq and is a predicted model, not a curated record. NCBI's taxonomy places the organism in Eukaryota, Fungi, Ascomycota, Dothideomycetes, Pleosporales, Leptosphaeriaceae.
AUGCGCUACCUCGUCCUCGCUGUCAGUCUCCCCGUUGCGUACGCUGCCUGGGUCCAAAACCUUUGUUCCGGCGUCGGCGGAUGCACGUACAUAGGCGGUUCACCAGACUCGGAUCCCUAUCGCUGUCCCGACGGCAGCGCCAUUACUAUCCCUAACUUUUUAACCGAUUUGGCAAAGACCGGUCAGGAUGGAGCGACGCCUGUCAGCAAGGCGGAUUUCCCAGCCAAGUGUUCCUCGGGUGCUGUUCCCGGCCCAAAUGACAAGCUUGUCAGUACUCGCAACGGAAACGGUCAAACAAUCUUCGCAUUCCUGAAAGAGAGUUGCACCGAGACCAAACCAGAAGCGCCAGGAAAUUGCUACGCCUACAGAACCAACCCAACUACGUACAAUUUCUGUUCGAUGGUUGAUGCGAGCCGCAAGGAGUGUACUCCGAAUCCGCAGGCGGGCAGAUGUGAGCGCUGGGGCAACACGGUGGGUCGAAUAGAGUGUGAGGGGUGGAAGAUUGGGAUGAAGGAUUACCCCGACACGCAGUAG